This is a messenger RNA of Lactuca virosa, 1083 nucleotides long. Lineage: Eukaryota; Viridiplantae; Streptophyta; Magnoliopsida; Asterales; Asteraceae. The record is from the annotation of a GenBank genome assembly.
AUGUUGGUGUCGAUGGUGACUGAAGCAGCAUCUGCUAAUAAGGUAAAGCGUGUUAAGCCUCCAAAGCCUGUGAAACCUGUACAAGAGCUUUUAACAUGCAAGAGCCGAAAAAGCAGGUGUUUCAUGAAGCGCAUCAAGUGCCCAGUAGAAUGCCCCAAGGUUAAACCAAAGAACCCGAAAGACAAAGCAUGUUUUCUUGAUUGCUAUUCACCCAAAUGCGAGGCCGUGUGUAAAUCACGUAAACCAAACUGCAAUGGACCUGGAGCUGCAUGCUACGACCCACGAUUCAUAGGUGGUGAUGGAAUUGUAUUCUAUUUUCAUGGAAAAAGCAACGAGCAUUUUAGUUUGAUAUCUGAUUCCGAUCUCCAAAUAAACGCACGUUUUAUUGGACUUAGACCUGAAGGGAGAACUCGUGACUAUACGUGGAUCCAAGCACUGGGUCUUAAGUUUGGCCAUCACAAUUUCACUCUUGAAGCAACAAGGACUGAAAAGUGGGAUGAUAAUGUUGAUCAUGUAAAGUUAUCAUAUGAUGGGAAGGAAUUGUUCAUUCCAGAAAGCCAUUCCUCCGAGUGGAAUUCCACAGAAGGCAACAUACAAGUUGAAAGGACUGCAACAACCAAUAGUAUAACGGUGAACAUACUAGAUCUUGCUGAAAUAUCUGUCAAUGUAAUUCCAGUAUCAGAAGAAGAUAGCAAGAUCCAUAAUUAUCAGAUUCCAUCAAAUGAUAACUUUGCUCAUUUGGAAGUACAAUUCCGAUUCUUUGGUUUAUCAUCUAAAGUUGAAGGGAUUCUUGGUAGAACUUAUCGUCCUGAUUUUGAGAAUCCAGCAAAACAAGGAGUGGCAAUGCCUGUGGUUGGUGGUGAUGAUAAGUACAAGACUAGUUCACUCCUUACGGCUGAUUGUGCCCUCUGCGUGUUCUCUCCUAAUGAAAUCAAGGAUGAACAUGGCUCGCCAAUGAUGGAUUUUGGCAUGCUUGAUUGCACGGGUGGAGGAAAUGGAAUUACAUGAUAUGGCGGUGGAGGAGAAGGGAUGGCAGUGUGUAUUCCCGAGUUUAAAUUAUGUUUUGUGAUUGGAAAACAAUAA